This is a messenger RNA of Solanum pennellii, 1014 nucleotides long. RefSeq lists its product as uncharacterized. The coding region runs from base 1 to 1014 and encodes 337 amino acids. NCBI's taxonomy places the organism in Eukaryota, Viridiplantae, Streptophyta, Magnoliopsida, Solanales, Solanaceae. The transcript has a single exon. The record is from RefSeq and is a predicted model, not a curated record.
AUGACUAAUUUUGGUCGAAUGGGGCUAAGACCUGAAUUUGUAGAAGGUGUCAUUGGUUUUGUGGAGUAUGCAAAGACAUUAGAUCCUUUUCAACGUAGUGGUAUGAUUAAGUAUCCUUGUAAUAAAUGUCAAUGUUUGAAUUAUGAAAAAGCAGAUGCUGUUGAGCUUCAUAUCUAUCGAAAUGGGUUUAAAAAAGAAGACACUGUGUGGACUAGUCAUGGAGAAAUUGAUAAUAACUUUGAUGUAUUCCAACAUUAUGUUCCUGGUGAAAGUAGUAGCAAUGUGAAUUCUAAUGCACAAAGUUAUAGAAUUGAUGACAUGGUUCAAGAUUCUUUUGGUGUGCAUUCUGAUUUUGAUUUUGCUAAUCAAGGUGAAGAAGCUCCUAAUGUUGAAUGUAAAAUUUUCUUUGAACAAUUGGAAUCUGCUAGUCGGCCUUUAUAUGAGGGGAGUCCACACUCACAGUUGUCUAUUGCGGUUAGAUUAUUAAGUAUCAAAUCAGAUUGGAAUGUUCCUCAAGGGGCAAUGGACUCUGUGAUUGACCUUAUUCAUGAUUUAGUUGACCCAAAUCUAGAGAUACCUGAUAAUUUCUAUAAGGCAAAGAGGUUGGUAUCAAAGUUAGGAAUGUCAUCGAUGAGAAUUCAUUGUUGUGAAAAUGGUUGCAUGUUUUACUAUAAGGAUGAUAUUGAUCUAGAAUCGUGUAAGUUUUGUGGAAAAUGUCGUUAUGAACAGACAUCUAGUGGGAAGAAAGUUCCUAUUAAGGCAAUGCAUUACUUACCUCUUAUACCAAGGUUAAAGAGGUUGUAUGCGUCUAAUAGAUCUGCUCCUCAUAUGAGAUGGCACCAUGAACAUAGAAGACCACCUGGAGUUAUGUGUCAUCCAUCCGAUGGAGAGGCUUGGAAGCAUUUUGAUAGAACAUAUCCACAAUUUGCAUCUGAACCACGUACCAUUAGAUUGGGUUUAUGUUCAGAUGGAUUCACGCCACAUUCUGUUUCUGCUGCACCAUAUUCUUGUUGA